Messenger RNA from Asparagus officinalis (garden asparagus), 2145 nucleotides. RefSeq lists its product as uncharacterized. Bases 620 to 1882 code for a protein of 420 amino acids. The transcript has 17 exons. NCBI's taxonomy places the organism in Eukaryota, Viridiplantae, Streptophyta, Magnoliopsida, Asparagales, Asparagaceae. The record is from RefSeq and is a predicted model, not a curated record.
AUCUAUUCUAAAAUGCAAGGGUUGAGGAUAUUAAAUCGUUUAUAUAAAAUGUUAUGUGACAGUAAAAAAUGCGUUCUCAUCCAUUCUUAUUCAUGUUUUAGAUUUUUCUUGGCAAUAGAAAAGUCGACACGCAAAGAAAGGAAGCAAACCAACUUUAGAGGAUGAACCAUGAGCCAUUUAGUAUUUCAUAAUUAAGAUUGUAUAUUGACGAGUAUAAUUUAGGGCAUGGCCAAGCAUGUACUAAGAUUUUAAGCUAGGUGCACAUUUUAAGCGGUGGUGGAUGUGGACUUUCUACUGAAAGGCUAGUAUUGCUUCCGAAAAAUGAAGCAGGCUGAGACUUUUGGUACAUAAGGUGCUAGGAUCUAUGCAUGAUGAUGGUAGAAUUGAACUUUAAAGUACGUCAAUGCUGAGUUUAUAAGCUAGUCAGCUAUGCUAAGCUGAAAGCCUUAGAACAUGGACAUUCUAAUGAGUGCUUCUGGACCACAGUGAUAAAUUCCUUUGCUUUCAUGCAAGAGGUCUGGGCUUGGUGUUCGCACCAUGGCUAUAACCUCUUUUCACAAAGGGGGGACAAAAGCUGAGAAUAAAUUCCAAUUUAUGUGUUUGGUGAGCAACUCAUCUCAUGGUGCACUGCCCAAUGGUUUUAUUUUUGGCAGAAAUGUUGCAUGGUGGAGGCUCUCAGACAACUCAUCUACUGGACUGCUCAAUUUUGUGUUUGCUUGUAGGGAUUAUUUUUCGCUUGCCGCUUGCUGCCACAGUCACGGUCCCCAGUUCAAAUUGCUAUGCUCUUGACAACAGCAGUCACCUUUAUGAUUUUACAGACUGGAUUGGUCAUCCCUUUGAAUACGAGGGCAAGGAUGCUGAUUUCGUUGUGAGGUUCUGUAAAGAUGUUGAGAGCAGGUCUCAGGCGGGUUAUGUCGAUUUUGGCCGUUAUGCAACUUCACAUUACUUCGUAGCGGGUUCUGGAUCUUUGGACUUUGUCCAAAACUUUUAUAAUGGGGAUCUCCAGAAUUGUGAGUAUAGCUUUGACAAAAUGGGACGUACAGCUCAGUUAAACAUCUUAUGUGGAGGCUGCUUAAAUGGAGCAUGUAAAGGUGAUCUUGGCUGUAUAUGCAAUAUAUCAUAUGAUAAAUCAGCUUGCAGGGCUGUUGUCGAACUUGCGAUUCCAUGUGUGAAACGUGGUCCGCGAGUAUUUGAGGGGUUUACUGUUGGAUUUCAUCCUCGAUCCUGGGUCUACAAUGGAAUGACACAGCUAGGCUUUGAAAAACUUGAUGAUCAGUUCAGUUUUGGAGUUGAACAGACGUCCGUUGCUCUUUAUCUUACUGCAAUUUCUUCUCUUUCUGGCCUUGUUGGAAAACCAAAUUUUAAGGUUAACCCAAAGGAUGGGUUAGAAGUGAAGUUGUCAGGCUCGGGAGCAAGUGGCAGUGCCCCUACCACUUUGUCUCCUUCAAUUCUCAUAGUAAAUUGGAGAUGUGAGAAAGCUCGGAAAACACCAUACGCAGUUAACAUUUCCAUUCCGGUGGAGGGUUAUAAUCCAAUUGAGUUCAUCCUAACAAAGUCAUGUGCUUAUAGGCAAGGGCAAGAGAACGAUGCUAUAAGAGGAUGGGCUACAUUCGGAAUAUUUUCUUGCGUUGCCAUAGUAUUAUCAACAAUAUCCUGCUGCGGAGGAUUUAUAUACAAGACCCGUGUAGAAAAUCAGCGUGGACUCGAUGCUCUGCCUGGAAUGACGAUUUUGGGUGCAUGUUUGGAAGCUGUAAGCGGGCCUCGACGCUACCCUCUAGGCGAUGAUAUCAGUGCCAAUUUCGUAGACCAAGCAUCAUGGGAUCGAUCAACUUCAGGACAAGGAACACAGAGAACUGCUGAAAGGAGAUACGGUUCGAUCUGAGGAAUUAUAUAUGCACAUCAAAUUUCAUGGUCUGAAUCCUACAAUGCUCAAAUCUUGAGACAUGAAGUUGCAUUCUAUGAUUUAAUUUCAGUAAAGAGUUACUUAUAAGAAAGUAGCGCCUAAUGUUCCUGUAAUUAGUACUCUGGUACUACUUUCAUUCUCUUCUUUUUGUUGCUUUGCCCAUUCCAUUGUAUUUUUCACAUUAUAUAACUUGUCUCUUGGCGGUAAGCGCAUUAGAAUAGAAGACAACGAAAUUGAAAUCA